AUGCUGCUUUCCUCAACUAAACUCCUGCAUCAGCAGGAUCCUUCAUAUCUGCCGGUCCAUCGUAUCCUCCUACGACAGUCUUUUACCAGCCAUACUCUCCACCAUUAUAUCCUUCCAUCUAACUGGGGUCUUCCUCUCCUUCUUCUACCCUCUGUCUCCCAAUCCAUAAUUAUGUUUGGAAUCAGCCAUUCGUCUCACAUGGCCAUACCAUCUGAGUCUCUAG
Molecule: messenger RNA, 223 nt
Organism: Nezara viridula (southern green stink bug)
Lineage: Eukaryota; Metazoa; Arthropoda; Insecta; Hemiptera; Pentatomidae
Source: the annotation of a GenBank genome assembly